AUGGAGAGGCCGAACUACCAAUUGUACAGAAACACCACACUUGGUCAGGCUCUUCAGAAGACGCUGGAUGAGUUCGUCGGCGAACAAAUGAUCACCGAGGGUUUGUCGAAGCGCGUGAUGGAAUCGUUCGACAAGUCGUUUAAUCGGAUUCUGUCGCAAAAGGCGAAGAAUAAGGUUGUGACAUUCAAAGGAGAACGAUUGCGCGCUUAUCGCUAUUGUGAUAACGUUUGGACGUUUAUCAUGGACAAUGUUGAUUGUCGCGAGGUCACCGACAAGGGAAAGGUAGAUCGUCUCAAAAUUGUCGCAUGCGACGGAUCGCAGAAGAAUGUCCUUCCAGCAGCUUCAUAA
Messenger RNA from Caenorhabditis bovis, 348 nucleotides. The record is from the annotation of a GenBank genome assembly. NCBI's taxonomy places the organism in Eukaryota, Metazoa, Nematoda, Chromadorea, Rhabditida, Rhabditidae.